Ipomoea nil (Japanese morning glory) is the source of this 1029-nucleotide messenger RNA. RefSeq names its product RNA polymerase II degradation factor 1-like. The transcript has 4 exons. Bases 1 to 1029 code for a protein of 342 amino acids. The record is from RefSeq and is a predicted model, not a curated record. Lineage: Eukaryota; Viridiplantae; Streptophyta; Magnoliopsida; Solanales; Convolvulaceae.
AUGGGAGCGAUAGAACUUGCUCCAACUACUCAACCCGAGAGAAGAUCAAAACGAAAGAAGACCCCAGAAACUGAACGACCAAAGAAGCCGAAAGGAGUGAAACAAAAUGAGUCUACUCAAGCUGAUGACCCUACACCAGCUCCAACUCAAACUGACAUCCCUCUACCAACUUCUUCGACUCCAAAGAAAAGAAUAAUGCAGAAGAAAGUUGACGAAGAAAGUUCAGAUGAUAAUCUAGUUGCUCAGGCCGAAGCGAGAUUGAAGCAACUACUGGAAGAAGCUCAACAGCCGCUCCAAUCAGAAUCUUCGGAUGAGAAAUUAAUCCAAUCUCUUGCUCAAUAUGGACAACCAAAAAUUGUUCCAAACCACGACACAUCUGAAGAAUCAACUCUUACACAAGAACUUGCCACAGCACAGAAGAACGAUAUCUCUCUUACACAAGAACCUGCCGAGGCAAAGAAGGCCGAAAGGAUCCUCCCACAAGAGCCUACUGAAGCAGAGCAGGUCGAAAAGACGCUGACACAAGAACCUGCUGAAGUAGAGAAUGACGAAAAUUUGUCUCAACCCCCUCCUAUUGAUCACUCAAGUCUCCCACAAGAACUUGGCAUGCCAGCAGAGACGAAAGGAGUGGUUAAUGAGCAGAAUGAAAAACCACCUCCAUCACAGGAUCAUGAUCUUCAACAAGCCAUUACAAAUGAUUAUCACAGAGUGAUGAGUUGGCAACAAUGGAGAACUUCACCUCCUGACUCCUUUCUGGAAAAGUUUGACAAAAUGAGAAACGGCGAAGGAGAGAAUGAUGAUGACACAAAGAAAGAUGAUCAUGCUGAUGAUGAUGGAGAAUACAAUGAUCAAGAUGGUGAUGAUGGUGAAGGUGGUAGAAGAGCACUGAUAGUUCACUCCAAUCCCAGUCCGAAUGUUCCUGACCCGAAAGAACAGUAUCGCACAUCAUCUGUUUUGGGUUCUGUUGAAAAAGAUAAAUCUUCAGCCAAUAAUGAUGGUGAAACAACUUCGAGAUCAGCCAACGAUUGA